Molecule: messenger RNA, 729 nt
Organism: Paracoccidioides lutzii Pb01
Exons: 4
Coding region: 1-729 (242 amino acids)
Source: RefSeq, a predicted model, not a curated record
AUGGUCGUUGAGGUCGUUCUCAAAAAACCCAUGGGAUCUCUACAGUUGAGGAAGACGAGGAGAGCAGCUCAGAUUCGCAAUAAGAGGGGCAUUCCCAGUACGAUAUGGCAGAGGAAGGCUAAACGAUUGAAGGUCCAAGCAGCGGCCGUGUUGCCAAAGUGUGAACGGCACAAUUACGACGGCUGCUGCGGAUCUGCUUGCGUUCUGAAAACAGAUGAUGAUGACACGGAUAACUUGAGGAAGAACCAGCUACAGCACCUGAAGACGUUGCAGUCACUCCUUGGAACCGUUCAGAUCACGAUUGGAACAUUGAAACCCGACAACGCUGCGGCUCUUUGGGAGAAAAUAAGCACGGGAUACACCGUUCUUCUUGCCGAGGAAUUUUAUUAUCUUGUUGCACAGUAUAAGGAGCUGUCUACAGACACAGAAGACUUCCAUGAUAUUUUUCUCCUUGGAAACCGAGAUAACCAACAAGUGUUCGUUAAGACGAAGAUCAACAAAUUCGAUGCCACUGGCCAGGGACUUGUCUCAAAUAUUGAUAUUGAUGACUUGACGAAGCAGUUGACAAAUUGUACAAAUAAGACCCAAGGAUGUGGAAUGUCCGAACACCUUGUAAGUGAAUGCCACCAUCCCUACGAACAAUACGACGUCCAAUUCAUCUACCAUGACGUGUGCAAUCUGCAAACCCCCUACGCGUAUGAGGGAUACGUGCUGGCGCCUGCACCCUGA